CUAAAUAACAACUUGUUUCAACGAGGAUGACUGUCUUGAAUUUUUUCGCGCAGGAAAUCAUGAUUUGCGUUUGCUAUUAUUGUAAUGUUGUGUGUUUCGUCACUUUCUGUCACUUCUACACUGAUCACCGACAUUCCUCCGAACAACAAUACUUAAGACUUCAGAUUACCAGCGGAUUUGUGAAUAAUACUGUGCGAUGUUUGUUAAGAUUUUUAAUGGGUCUUUUCAAAUCAACCUGUCAUUUUAAUAUUUUCUUGCAUCACUCUCCGCUGCUUGCCCCCCUCUGCAACCACAAUGCGUCACUAGACAGCUGUCAAAAGGGCAUGUGACAGCUAUAGGUAGAUGUAAGAGGCAAGAGGUGUUUCAGAGUUACGACAUCGUCAACAAAAAUUUCAGAGUCUUAUUUUAGAAUUCGCUCAGCCGCUCAUUAUUGUGGCAGUGAAAAUCAUUGCAUAUUUUCGGGUAUAUUUGUUAUUUGGAAUUUUAGUAUUUUAAAGUUACACAUUUGUAAAUAAUAAAUACUUUCUACCCAAUCUUAAGCAACAGAUGGAUUGUAGAUAAUUGUUAUGUAAUAGAAUGCAAUAAUGAUUGUAGUUAGAAACUGACAUGUCAAACUUGAUUAUACCGUUUGUUUGGACUUUUCUUGGGUACUUCAAAACACUACUUGUCAUUUGCCAAACGUUAUUUGUAGUUAUAUUCAUACUACAGAAAACUAUUCGACACGUAAUUAUGCGUAAACUUGCCAAAAAUUAUUUCUGGGGUAACAGCUUUGUUUACAGAUGUUGAAAAAUAUUGUGCAAUCUCCAAAGAUUUGUGGAUGUGCACUCGAUCCAUCCAGAUGGAAUCGUUUCUUGGACUGUUCGAUCCAGGGGAGGCAAAGGGAAAGAGGAAGGAGACAUGGGACCGUUUUGAGAAUGAAGGGAACGGGUCUUCAGAUUGUGAGAGCUCUAGUAACGAUGAACUUGAUCAAGAACAAAUCAAUUCUGAUGGUGAAGAGCGGCUUCCUCCAGAGCCAGAGCAAGGAAAUAUUGAAUAUAAGUUGAAGCUGGUAAAUCCCUCAAGCCAGAGGUUCGAACAUUUGGUGACCCAGAUGAAGUGGAGACUUCGAGAAGGUCAUGGGGAGGCAAUAUAUCAAAUUGGUGUUGAAGAUAAUGGUCGAUUAGCAGGCCUGUCGACAGAAGAGAUGAAGGCUUCUCUGAAAACCUUGAGAGAAAUGGCUGCCAGACUUGGUGCUACUACAGAUGUUCUCAGAGAAAAAAUGACCAACAACCAUGUCAGUUGCAGUGACAAAGAAAAAAACAGACAGAACCAACAGAAAGAUGCAUCUGAAAACAAACGAGUUGCCGAAGUAUUAGUCAAAAAACUACGCAAAGAUGAUAGAGAAGAUCAAGAAAGUGUCGUAGAGUUAAGGCUAGCUGUAACUGGCGGACAAGAUGCUGGGAAAUCAACUCUUCUAGGUGUACUGACUCAAGGAGAACUAGACAAUGGUAGGGGGAGGGCGCGGCUGAACAUGUUUCGUCAUCUCCACGAAAUUAGAACAGGACGUACCUCUUCAAUUUCCCACGAGAUUAUUGGCUUUGAUAACGAAGGUCAUGUUCUAAACUAUGCAGAGAUGAGCACGGCGGAAGAAAUUUGCGAAAAUGCUUCCAAAGUUGUUACUUUUAUAGACUUGGCUGGCCAUCGUAAAUACCUAAGGACGACACUACUCGGGCUUACAGGAUAUUCUCCACAUCACGUCAUGCUUGUAAUAGCUCCUCCAAUAAACGAAGCCUUCCAGGAACACUUAGCACUUUGCCUUGCAUUGAGGCUGCCAUUCUUUGUGGUAAUAACCAAAACGGAUCUGGGUCUCUGCGAGGCUCGAAAAGCGCUCGCCCAGCUAGAAAGUGCGGUGAGAGCCCACGGGUAUCCAAAGCGACCGGUUUUAUACCCUGUUUCUGAUGGGAAUAGCAACGCGUCCAAAGCCUAUGAUUUGGAAAUUAUUCCCGUUUUUCCUGUGAGCUGCGUAACGGGAGAUGGCCUGAAAGAAUUAACUUCUUUCAUCAGGGAUCUGUCGCCUUCAGAAGUUGCUCCUUCAGAAUCAGACCCAGAGUCGUGCCUGUUCCAAAUCGACGAAACCUUCAGGGUAGUGGGACUGAAUGAACCUGUUCUUGGAGGGUUAUUGGUGAGGGGAAUUAUUGCUCCAGGAACUCGACUACUGGUCGGUCCUCUUCCUGACGGUGAAUUUAGUCCAGUCAAAGUUGCUAGUCUACAUAGAAACAAAGCUCCGUGUUGCCUGGUUCGUGCUUCCCAAAGCGCAAGUCUCACUAUUGCUCCCCAAACAUCUCGUGACCCUCCAUUACCCCACCUACGACCUGGGAUGGUCCUUGUCUCACCCAGAGAUCACCCUUGUGCGACUCUUUUUUUCCAGGCUACUGUUCUCGUCGUUUACCACGCAACGGCGAUAUAUCCAGGAUUCCAAGCAACGGUACAUGUGGGAAAUGUGCGUCAAACCUGUGCGAUCGAAGGUAUAAUGGAUUUGAAAGAGGAGGGACUCCAGACGAACAGCACAGCAUCCGUAUUGUUCAGAUUUCUUGGCCAUCCAGAAUAUCUUCACGUUGGAAUGCGACUACUAUUCAGGGAGGGACGUACCAAGGGCAUUGGUAAGAUCACCCAAAUAUUCCCUCUGAUAGGAUCUCAAAGUAGUCCGCAAUAAAGGAAAUUCAUAUAUGUUUUAAUCUUUAUUCAAAAAUGUCAUGGGAGAACAGAGAAAAAGAAUUGUUUAUUUUAAGCUGCAUACUGAAUGCGCAAAUUGUGCAUUCUUUAACACAAAAAAAACUUUUUAUUUUAUUUUGAAAACGCAGUUCCUUGCGCUAAAAUAAAUCACAUUUUUUAGUUGUUAAUCAAAACAAAUGGAGAAGAAGUAACAAAUAUUUAACGAACGUUUGUAUGGUUUACAUGGAUUACAGAACGGUGGUUAUUAUAGUAUGUAUAUUUUCAAACACAGCACCGAUAUCGGGUAGAGCAAAGUUGGGUGUAAAAUUAAAAAAUAAUUAGGAAAAGAUAAAUAUUUUUUUUGUCAGUAUUGGUCAAUCAUUCUCCGCAGAUAAGACCACUAUUUUCGAAUUAUAAAGAUGGGUUUAUUCGUAGUUUCAAAUGUGUAAUAUUUAUUUGUCUUAUUAUGUAGGUAGUUCAAUCGCAAUUGAUAACAGAUUGAAUUCUCUUACUAUAAGUCUGCGUGUGAUCGAAGUCUGUAUUAGUAUAAAUUUGUAGGUCAAGUUUUGACCUGCAAGAGAGUUUGUUAACAGUACGUGAACUCCGUCUUUGAGAAACUCUCGAACCAUAAGUUAACUGAAUAAAUCUAACUCGAAAUUUUCGAAAGAACAUGAUACUAGAUUAGGAUCAUAGCUGAAGGUUAAAAAAAAGCAAAACCUGUUGAAUGUUACAAAAUUCAUGUCCUGAUGCUAUUUAUUUGUGUUUGUACAUAAUACUUCUAUCGUACUUAGAGGAUUCUGUAUUACUUAUUGAUAUUAACUGACUAAUAAUGUUAUAAAUGUUAGAUUCCUAUUUUUCUUUUCCUCUAUUUCUAUUCGAAAGAAAUCUUGGAAGAUUACAAUUCGCCUCUAUUGGUUCGAAUAUGCUCCUAUAACAGUUUCAUGUCACCCUGAAGUUGGAAUAGUUGCCUAAAAAUAGAUAUAUAUUUUUUAAUUAAAAAGAGAGAAAAAAAACAA
Molecule: messenger RNA, 3707 nt
Organism: Athalia rosae (coleseed sawfly)
Lineage: Eukaryota; Metazoa; Arthropoda; Insecta; Hymenoptera; Athaliidae
Product: GTP-binding protein 2
Exons: 7
Coding region: 818-2692 (624 amino acids)
Biological process (GO): translational elongation
Molecular function (GO): GTP binding; translation elongation factor activity; GTPase activity
Source: RefSeq, a predicted model, not a curated record